GGUCGUACCAGGAGGAGAAGAAGAAACUGCGACGCGUUUGUUUCCACCGAGUCAACUCACUUGUGUCUACGGAACUUCUUCUUUUUCUGUUAGGAUAAAGAUAAUUACGUUGUUUUUUUUAUUUACCUCUGCGAAACCUUUGGUUCAUGGUACCUGAGUCAUUUUGGUUGUUUUGACCCAAAUUGAAGCGGUUUUGCUGCUCUUUUAUCUGACCACCGUGUCCCUUGUGACUCCUUAGUCGGACCUGAUUCGGUGGAGUCAUGAAGCUAUACAGCCUCAGCGUCCUCUAUAAAGGAGCCACUAAAGCCAACCUGCUCAAGGCGGCCUAUGACCUGUCCUCCUUCAGCUUCUUUCAGCGCUCCAGCGUUCAGGAAUUUAUGACCUUCACCAGUGCCUUGAUUGUGGAGCGAACAUCUGUGGGAACCCGUGCCUCUGUCAAAGAGCAAGAGUAUCUCUGCCAUGUGUACGUGAGAAAUGACAACUUGAGUGCGGUGGUAAUCUCAGACCAUGAAUACCCACAAAGGGUCUGUUUUACUCUGCUUGACAAGGUAUUAGAGGAGUUUUCCAGGCAAGUAGACAGUAUAGACUGGCCGUCUGGUAAUCCUGACACUGUGAACUACAAAAGUUUGGACAUUCACCUUUCAAAAUACCAGAACCCCAGGGAAGCUGAUGCGAUGACCAAAGUGCAGGCCGAGCUGGACGAGACAAAGAUCAUUUUGCACAACACCAUGGAGAGUCUGUUGGAAAGAGGAGAGAAACUGGAUGAUCUUGUGGCAAAGUCAGAGCACCUGGGAAACCAAUCUAAAGCCUUCUAUAAGACUGCACGGAAACAGAACUCUUGCUGUGAAAUCAUGUGAUGCCGCUGUCUCACCCUGGUGGAUAGUUCUCUGCUUCUCCUACAACCCCCAUCAUGCACCACUUAGGACACCCCUACCCAACCACUAGGGUGCCGUGUUAAUCCAAGAUAGGAAGCAGCAAAAGGGUGGCCAAUUUCAAGUGGGACUUCUGUGUGAUGGGGGCUGAAGGACUGUCUAAGUUUAUUGGGAGGAAGUAACCGUUUUGAGUCAUGCUUAAAACCUUAUUAAAGGUAAACAUCUGUGUGGCUGAGAAUAUUUUAGCUUUGACGUAAAGUACUGCCGGUGUGUCGUUGGAACGUAUUCAUACCAUUUAAUGUUUUUCAGGUUGAAUACAAACUUAAUAUCUUUUUCUCUUAAGCUUAUUGACAGAGUAUUAACCACAAAUGUGCUUUUGCUUCAAAUAACUGACAAUCUCAUAAAUCAAUAUGUAAAAAUUGGUUUUCUUGUUUCUCAAACUAAUCAUCCACUAGGGGGCUCUCUUCAUGGUCCACAACAGCUAUUGGCAUUUUAAAACGUGUUAUCACAACUUUGCAGACUUUUACGUGAACUUUCUAAACAUCUUUGCUACAUUUAGUUGCUUAACUGCCUUUUUUUUUUCUCUCUCAUGUUCAAUGAAGUCUUCAACAUUCCUGACUUGGCUGAUGUGUUGUGUGAUGAGACUUAAAGCUGAAGAGAAGUAGAUUUAUUGUAAAAUGUAUGAGAAUCCCAGAGCAUGUUAAUUGUUUCUAUUACCAAAACUAAUGAUAAAUUAUCAGAUUUUUACCUGCAUUGGUUCUAAACUUCUCAAGAUAAGGAUUACCCACAUUACCUAUGUUACCCACCAUAGUCACUGCAGACCCAGACACCUCUGGGUCUGCAGUGACUAUGAGGAGCUCAGUCUUAUUUAAUAACACAUCCCCCUUUCAGUCACUCCACUGCUGACCUUUAUUCAUAACAUGCACAGUUUGCUUUAUGUUUUAGAACAAACUGAGAAGAAAAAAAUAAUUUCCACUUAGUCCAAAAUUGAUAUCUGCCUUCAGGUCUGUAUUUUAGAUAUUUUUUUCUGCUCUCUUAAGUGUGUAUAUACAGUCCAUUUGUGAUCUAACUUCUGGCUGCAGUCUGUCGAUUCUGAGUGCCUGUAUAUUUGUGUGUUGAGGAGCUUGUUUGUGCAGUCUGAUGUUGCUUUUUCUGCUUUUACAGUGUAACAUUUGGUGCAAUAUCUGCAGACUGUUGUGUGUGUCUCUAUAAAAUGGAAAGAAAAGCUGGAAAUGUUUCACACCAAGAACACUUCGUUAAACUCUGAUAAAGAUGCUUUUAUUUGGAUCAACCUUGACAUGAGACUUGUCUAUUUUUAUUUCUUCCAGAGUUUUGAUUUAUACUUCUGAAAACUGUUUAUUGGUUUUUAUACUGUAAGGUCCAGUUCAGUGGCCGCUGUGUUGAACAGCAUGGAUUUAACAGUAUGCAUUAAAAAUUAUGUUCCAAAUACAA
Cyprinodon variegatus (sheepshead minnow) is the source of this 2324-nucleotide messenger RNA. It is a transcript of the gene ykt6, whose product is annotated as YKT6 v-SNARE homolog (S. cerevisiae). The transcript has 8 exons. Gene Ontology annotation, biological process: endoplasmic reticulum to Golgi vesicle-mediated transport. Gene Ontology annotation, cellular component: Golgi apparatus. The record is from RefSeq and is a predicted model, not a curated record. Gene Ontology annotation, molecular function: SNAP receptor activity. Bases 261 to 857 code for a protein of 198 amino acids. Lineage: Eukaryota; Metazoa; Chordata; Actinopteri; Cyprinodontiformes; Cyprinodontidae.